UCUCUUCUCUAGGAAAGUGAACAGCCAAUCAUCAACUACCUCCUUUGUACUCAAUUAGAGGCUUCUGCAAGACCCCAUGCACUGUGAGAUGUAGGAGUGCUCGAGCUGGAGCUGUAAAUAACGUUAACAAUAACUAAUUUUCUUGUUUUUCUUUAUUCAAGUUGCGCGAGAAGAUAUCCCGAAGAGGAGUUAAUUUUCAAUCAAAAUAAUUUCAAUCAUGUCCCGAAAUAGCAGAGGGAAUGGGAAAAAAGUGUCAAAUCAUGUUUCUUCUUUACCAAGUGACACAGAUGAAGAAGAAUACAUUGUUGAGAAAAUUCUCGACCGGAGGGAGAAGAAUGGUGAAAUUGAGUAUUUGCUUAAAUGGAUAGGCUUCUCAGAUGAUGACAAUACUUGGGAACCCAAGAAAAACCUGUGUUGUUAUGAUUUGAUUGCAGCGUUCGAAAGCAAGAGAAAUGAGAAGGAAAAAAUGAAAAAGAAACAUAUUAAUAUAAAGGAAAAAGAAAAACAUCCAUCAUUGAAGGAAAAUCUUGAAAACAAGCAAGACGAGCUAAGCCAAGAGAAGAAAGCUGUGAAGAAAAAAACUAAAGUGCAGAUGCCCAGUCUUCUAACAGGAUUUGAUCGAAAUAUGGAGGCCGAGAAAAUUUUAGGGGCGACUGAUGACAGUCCUAGUGGUGAACUUCUCUUCCUCAUAAAGUGGAAAUCAUCCGAUGACUGUGAUCUAGUUCCGUCAAGCCUAGCUAACAAACUUUGCCCACAAGUCGUGAUCAAGUUCUAUGAGAAGAACUUGUAUUGGCCUAACUCAAAGAGCAAAACUUCCGCGAAAAAUUGAGAAAUCCGUAUGUACUUAAGUGUCAUUUUUAUAAUUGUAAUGAAACACCUUUAUUAAGAGUUGAAGUGUGGGAAGGUACCACUCUUUUUUCACGUUUGCCCUAUACGCUCGUCUUUAUCUGUCGAUUUGUCAUGUGGACCUCGAAUUCCCAAGUCCUUGAUACACGGUUUUUACACGGGAA
Daphnia magna is the source of this 1010-nucleotide messenger RNA. Its product is annotated as chromobox protein homolog 1. Gene Ontology annotation, molecular function: chromatin binding. The record is from RefSeq and is a predicted model, not a curated record. The transcript has 5 exons. Lineage: Eukaryota; Metazoa; Arthropoda; Branchiopoda; Diplostraca; Daphniidae. Gene Ontology annotation, biological process: chromatin organization; negative regulation of transcription by RNA polymerase II. Gene Ontology annotation, cellular component: nucleus; pericentric heterochromatin. The coding region runs from base 218 to 829 and encodes 203 amino acids.